UGCCUACUCACCAACAAUGAACAGCAGCUCCUCCCUCCUGACCAUAAAAGUCAACGGCAUGCUACCGGCAGCUGAUCAGAGCACUUUCUUCCUUUUCUACUGAUCUCUUCUCUCUGGAUCUUGCAUGCUCAAGGUAAGAAAUCUCUGGCUCUCUCUCUCUCAGUUACUCUCUCAAAUCCUUCAAUGACAUGCCAAGAGUGCCCAAGCAGCCGUCCUCAUCUGCUGUUACGUUUUGAGGUUGUCCCUGCUAUGUAAUGUAAAUCUCAUCAAGUCAAGCUCCAUUACAUGUGAUUACAUUGAUCCAUCCAUAUUGUUUUCUAGCAGGGUGCCAUUGCUUGUGGGAAGGGUAAGCAGGUAGUGGUGAUAAAAAAAAUACCUUUCCUUGCUUAUCAGCAUCUAACAAAAGAAGCUAGACCUAACCUCUAAAAAUCCUAGUGCACUGAUCCACAUCAUUUCAUCAAAGUUCUAAAAUUAUGACUAUAUUGCUAGCACCUACAUGGCUAAUCAUUUACCUUGGGCUACUGAGAUCUAUCCAAGCUGGUGCUUAUUAUGGGAUCAAGCCGAUGCCUCCUCAAGUGCCACAGUACCAACCCCUCGGGCAACAAGUACCUCAUAUGCCAUUGGGUAAAGAUGGAGUGCCAAUGCAGCACAUGGGAAAGGAGGGGCCACACCUAUCAUAUGGAAAAGAAUAUAUACCUCAGUAUAUAAAAGAAAUUCCACAGAUCCCCAUGCUUGGCAAGGAGAGGAUUUCAAAGAAACAGAAAGAAUUGCCAUUAGCCAGUUUGAGAGGUGAACAGGGUCCUCCUGGAGAGCCUGGAGCAAGAGGGCCUCCAGGAUCUCCAGGGUUGCCAGGACAUGGAGUACCAGGAGCUAAAGGAAAACCAGGACCCCAAGGAUACCCAGGAAUUGGAAAACCAGGCAUGCCUGGAAUGCCAGGAAAACCAGGAGCAAUGGGGUCUCCAGGAUCAAGAGGUGAAAUGGGGCCAAAGGGGGAGAGUGGAUCUAUGGGAAUUCCAGGACCCCAAGGACCACCAGGACCUCAAGGACUGCCUGGAAUAGGAAAACCAGGCGACAGAGGAUUACCAGGACAACCAGGAACAAAGGGCGAGCCAGGAAUGAAAGGGCAACCUGGGAUACAAGGCGCCCAAGGCCCAAAAGGAGAUAAAGGUGUGGGGAUUCCAGGGUUACCAGGGCUAAAAGGGCCACCUGGUUUACCAGGUCCUCCCGGUCCUGUUGGACUUCCUGGAAUAGGCAAACCAGGAAUGAUAGGGUUUCCAGGCCCUCAGGGAGCUGGAGGCAAGCCAGGAAUUCCAGGGGAACGAGGGCCACAGGGCUUAGCUGGGAUUCCUGGAAUUCAAGGUCCUCCUGGUCUUCCAGGUAUAGGGAAGCCAGGACAAGAUGGAAUCCCAGGACAGUCAGGUAUGCCAGGUGGGAAGGGGGAACAAGGCCUGCCAGGUUUACCAGGACCACCUGGUGCUCCUGGGAUUGGAAAAUCAGGUUUCCCUGGUCUUAAAGGUGAUCGAGGCAUGGGUGGUGCUCCAGGCCCACUGGGACCUAAGGGUGAAAAAGGUCACGUGGGACCACCUGGCAUGGCUGGGCCUCCAGGGGAACCAGGCCAACCAGGCCAGCCUGGAUUAAUGGGGCCCUCAGGUGUGAUGGGAUUCCCAGGUCCAAAAGGAGAAUUUGGAGCUGUUGGGCCUCCAGGACCUAUUGGUCCCAAAGGUGAGCUUGGUUUGCAAGGUUUCCCAGGUAAACCUGGUUUUCCAGGAGAGGUGGGCCCACCAGGUCUGAGAGGCUUGCCUGGUCCAAUUGGACCAAAAGGAGAAGCUGGUCACAAAGGUUUGCCAGGUUUGCCUGGUGCUCAUGGGCUGAUGGGCCCCAAGGGAGAACCUGGAAAGCCAGGAACUCAAGGCCAUCAAGGCCCUACUGGAAUCCCAGGUAUUGCAGGACCAAGUGGUCCAAUUGGACCUCCUGGACUACCUGGAAGUAAAGGUGAACGGGGUUUGCCAGGCCCACCAGGUUUUCCAGGAAUGGGGAAACCUGGUGUUUCAGGGAUGCCUGGACCACCAGGGAAACCUGGAUCACUUGGUGCUCCUGGCCAGCCAGGUCUCCAAGGCCCUCCUGGUCCCCCUGGCCCUCCUGGCCCUCCAGUAAUAAUGCAACCUACGCCGCCAGAAAUAGGACAGUAUUUGCCAGAGGUAGGACCAGGCCUUGAUGGAAUAAAGACUCCAUAUGGUUAUAAGGGGAAGAAAAGCAAAAACAGUGCCGCUGCUGCCGCCGCCGCCGCCGCUGCCUAUGAGAUGCCGGCUUUCACGGCUGAGCUCACCACUCCUUUUCCACAGGUCAGGGUUCCUGUGAUGUUUGACAAGCUCCUUUAUAAUGGCAGGCAGAAUUAUAAUCCACAGACUGGUGUCUUUACCUGUGAAAUCCCUGGGAUCUACUACUUCGCUUACCACAUACACUGCAAAGGGGGAAAUGUCUGGGUGGCAUUAUUUAAAAACAAUGAGCCGUUGAUGUACACGUAUGAUGAAUACAAGAAAGGUUUCCUGGACCAAGCUUCUGGAAGUGCCGUUGUUCAGCUGAUGCACGGCGACAGAGUUUAUAUCCAGAUGCCAUCUGAACAGGCGGCGGGACUUUAUGCCGGGCAAUAUGUUCACUCAUCUUUUUCUGGAUAUUUAUUGUAUCCAAUGUAAACUGCACACUCAGAUCAAAUGAGAGCUCUUUUUUCUGUGUUUCCAAAUUUAUACCAUUGAAAGGUGCAUUUAUUGAUCAUUUCUGGACCAACAUGUACAAUAUUAAAAUAAAAUUACAAAUUUAAACAGUCUAUGUACAGCUUGUUAUAAAGAAAAACUAUCAAUAAGUCCAGAAUUAAUUGGCUUGCUGCUGUACAAUGAAUCUUUUCAACAUUUGUCUGCUUUUUUUGCAUUAAAAAUAAUGUCAUGUCAGGGUUUCCAUAAAGUGCUUACUGAUCACUUGCUUCUAAGGUGAAACUUUCAAGUGGAAGGUGAUAGACAAAGAUACAAACAUUUAUUCUAUAAUACUAUAAAGAUUUCUUUAUAACAAAAACUGCAAUGACUUCAAGAAGGCUCUGUAAUCAUGUACCAACUUCUCUUUGCCAAAGUUUCUAUUUUUAUGUGAAGAUUUUAAUCUGGUCAUAUUGACAAAAAUAGUAAAAAAGGACAAAUCUCAGUGUUAGAAAGCAAUUUAAUUAUUAGCAAAUUGACUGAAAUCCAAGGCUUUGAUUUCUUUUCCCCAGCAAGCAAUAGGCCGUAUUCAUAUUGCAAGUAAAUGUUUAUAUUUCUAGAUUGGUUUGUGGAAUAGUUUAAAUCAAUGACUUAGAGGUAAAAUGGUAUUUACAAACCAAGUAAUGUUAGUGCAGCACAGAUUAACAGUUGCAUAUUGAUUUAUGAUUCACAGAAAAUAAAUACAGAAAAUGCCAAUGUGUAUCUGAAAUCAGGCAAGGCUGAAUUAUAUGAUACACAAGUAGUGAAUGGGUGAUCCUUUUUCAUUUGGAAAUCAUUGUUGCAAGUUUUUAUCAAGAAAUGAUAAGACUGAAUGUUUGAUAUGCUCAAAAUGGAAGUUUAUUCGUUGUUCAUUUUCCUAGAUCUUUUAACAAAUACUGGAAAAGGUGACUAGCAAUGACUGAGAAUAGCACAGUCCUUUAGUUUUGCACAUUGUGUGAUGUAUCCAGUAUGAGUGGCAUAAAGGCAAUGGGAUAUAAUAGAGUAACUAUCUUCAGUUCAACUAUCCUAUGGAUUAUUCCUAAAUGCCUAUUUUGGCUUUUAAAUACAUGGAGGUUAGAAAGUCAUAUAUUUGUGGGAGUAGCAAAAUACUGUGGCUAUUAUUAUUUCAUCCUGAAUAAAGUCUAUCUAUCUGGUU
Molecule: messenger RNA, 3879 nt
Organism: Pantherophis guttatus
Lineage: Eukaryota; Metazoa; Chordata; Lepidosauria; Squamata; Colubridae
Source: RefSeq, a predicted model, not a curated record